Eubalaena glacialis (North Atlantic right whale) is the source of this 1228-nucleotide messenger RNA. RefSeq names its product dynein axonemal light intermediate chain 1 (gene DNALI1). Bases 52 to 828 code for a protein of 258 amino acids. Gene Ontology annotation, cellular component: filopodium; axoneme. Gene Ontology annotation, molecular function: dynein heavy chain binding. The transcript has 6 exons. The record is from RefSeq and is a predicted model, not a curated record. Lineage: Eukaryota; Metazoa; Chordata; Mammalia; Artiodactyla; Balaenidae.
ACAAGGCCCUGACUGGAGGGCCGCAGCUGGGCUACUACUCCCUCCGCCGCCAUGAUUCCCCCCGCAGACUCUCUGCUCAAGUAUGACACCCCGGUGUUGGUGAGCCGGAACAGGGAGAAACGGAGCCCCAAAGCUCGGCCACUGAAAGUCAGCCCUCAGCAGCCCGGACCCUCAGGUCCCGUCCCACAGCCACCAAAGACCAAGCUCCCCUCAACUUCCUGUGUCCCAGAUCCUACAAAGCAGGCAGAAGAAAUCUUGAAUGCCAUCCUGCCCCCGAGGGAGUGGGUGGAGGACACGCAGCUGUGGAUCCAGCAGGUGUCCAGCACCCCCAGCACCAGGAUGGAUGUGGUGCACCUCCAGGAGCAGCUGGACCUGAAGCUGCAGCAGCGGCAGGCCCGGGAGACCGGCAUCUGCCCGGUGCGCCGGGAGCUGUACUCGCAGUGUUUCGAUGAGCUGAUCCGCGAGGUUACCAUCAACUGUGCGGAGCGAGGGCUGCUGCUGCUGCGAGUCCGGGACGAGAUCCGCAUGACCAUCGCUGCCUACCAGACCCUGUAUGAGAGCAGCGUGGCAUUUGGCAUGAGGAAGGCGCUGCAGGCCGAGCAGGGGAAGUCAGACAUGGAGAGGAAAAUUACAGAAUUAGAAACGGAAAAGCGAGAUCUGGAGAGGCAAGUGAACGAGCAGAAGGCAAAAUGUGAGGCCAUCGAGAAGCGGGAGAGUGAGAGGAGACAGGUGGACGAGAAGCAACACAGCGAAGAGAUUCAGUUCUUGAAGCGGACUAAUCAGCAGCUGAAGGCCCAACUGGAAGGCAUUAUUGCACCAAAGAAGUGAUAAUUUCCAUAUGGGUCUCGGCAAGCACUACUACCCCAUCAUAAGCCCUUUGUAAUAAAAAGCUUCCUGAGUGAAGCCACACCCGUCCCGAUCCCACCUACGUUAUUUGUCAGAAGCCACACCACCGCCCCAGUGUUGCGCAACACCUACGGUCUGGCAGCCAGGCUCCGGGCUGGACAUCAGAAGGCGGUGUGGCCCAGGAAGUCUCUGUACGUGGCCAACCUUGGGAUUUGCCAACUCCAACAGUGAGACUCAGAAUUCACCCCUUUUGGCUGUAUCCCUCAGGUGGGGCAGCUCCUUUCUGUCACUCUAUACUAUCACUUAUUUCCAGCCACACAAAGCUGCUUCUCUGCCCUGCAAUUCAUCUUGUCCCUUAACCCGGGCUCCUCUGGCCUCCAUC